Molecule: messenger RNA, 943 nt
Organism: Pelobates fuscus (common spadefoot toad)
Lineage: Eukaryota; Metazoa; Chordata; Amphibia; Anura; Pelobatidae
Gene: XTBD1
Product: CDKN2A interacting protein N-terminal like
Exons: 3
Coding region: 63-347 (94 amino acids)
Source: RefSeq, a predicted model, not a curated record
AGUGCUGAGACCGGAAGCAUUCCACAGCUGUUCCGGAGCGAUAUCUUCCUUACAAGCUGAAGAUGGCGGCAGAGUCUAUUCGGCAGUUCCAGAGUUUUUCUGAGAGCGACAAGCAGUGGAAGGCCCGUGGAGAGUUUAUCUUAAAAAACUUGGAGCAGUUUCCGGAAGAGAGUGAAGUGGACCAUCUGCUGGCUCUGUCCAUGGUUUGGGCUAACCAUAUAUUCAUGGGCUGCCGCUAUAGUGAUGAACUUCUGGAAAAAGUUUUCAGCAUGGCAGAAGGGAUUGAAGUGGAAGAUGCUCCACACUUUACUACACGGGAUGAAAUCAUGAAACAGAGGCAAUCUUAAGUGACAAAUUCAACUCCUAGAUUCCGGUGUACAUGUGACUGGACAUUCCCAAAUUUACACAAGACUGCAAUACUUUUGACGAUACAGGGAUAUGCAAAACUGUUCAUUUGAUUGACUUGGAACACUUAAGAUGAGCAACUACAAUUUCUGAUAUCUAUUUGUUUUUUUUUUUAAAUGGCGCUGAGUAAUGUCUUUUUAAAUGGCAGCACACAUUUGAACUUUAUAUUUAUGUUUUGUAAUGUAACAUUCUGUAUUUCCAUUCUACAUUAGAACUAAAGUCACAUUAGCACUAAAGUGCUUUUUUACAUUUUAGAUGUUUUUAUUAAAACAAUGUAUAGUGUCUCCCUCAGUGAAAUACUUGUACCUAGUCAUGUAAUUCUGUAUCUUGAAAUUGGGGAUUGUACAUACCCAAAAAAAAGACAUCACUAAUAAUUUGUUUUGAUUUCACCCGCAUAUUAAAGAAUGCUUUAUCUUCUGAUGCAUCCUCUCUGACAUUACAUAAAGAUAUGUACAAAUCCAUCUUUCCUAUACUUGUCUUAUAUUGUUCCCAUCGAUAUAAUUCCUUGGUGACUAUACAAUCAAUGUAUGUGUUUUAA